GGGCACGAAGGUCUGAGCUGAGCGUCGGGGAGGUGCCACCGCUCCAGGAUGAGCAGGGGUGAAACUAUGUAGCCUUUCUAAGAAGCCCGCCGGGGCCUCGGGAGCCCCUAUGGCUGUGUAUGAUGAGGACCUGCUGAGGAACCCGUUCUACCUGGCUCUUCAGAAGUGGCGUUCUGACUUGGGCAGCAUGGUGGCCCAGACCCACGGCAUUGUCUUAGUCCCUUGCAAAGGAAGCCUGUCGAGCAGUGUCCAGUCGACUUGUCAGUUUGAGUCCUACGUUUUGAUCCCAGUGGAAGAACGUUAUCAGACCUUAGACGGAAAGGAUGUCGCCAUCCAGGGCAACAGGAUUAAACUCGGAGCUGGCUUCACCUGUCUUCUCUCAGUGCCAAUUCUCUUUGAAGAAACCUUCUACAAUGAAAAAGAGGAGAGUUUCAGUAUACUGUGCAUAGCCCAUCCUUUGGAAAAGAGAGAGAGUUCAGAUGAACCUUUAACACCCCUCGAUCCCUUUUCCCUGAAAACCAUCGAAGAUGUGAGAGACUUUUUGGGAAGACAUUCGGAGCGUUUCGACCGGAACAUCGCCUCCUUCCACCGAACGUUCCGAGAGUGUGAAAGGAAGAGCCUGCGCCACCACAUAGACUCCGUGAACGCUCUCUACACCAAAUGCCUCCAGCAGCUCCUGCGGGACUCCCACCUGAAACUGCUUGCCAAGCAGGAGGCCCAGAUGAGCCUGAUGAAACAAGCUGUGGAGAUGUACAUCCAUCACAACAUCUAUGACCUGAUCUUUAAGUACGUGGGGACCAUGGAGGCAAGUGAGGACGCGGCCUUCAACAAAAUCACAAGGAGCCUUCAGGAUCUUCAGCAGAGGGACAUUGGUGUGAAGCCGGAGUUCAGCUUCAACAUACCCCGGGCCAAGCGGGCACUGGGCCAGCUGAACAAGUGCACCUCCCCGCAGCAGAAGCUGCUGUGUGUGCGGAAGGCCAUGCAGCUGAUCACCCAGUCUCCUAGCCAGAGAGUUAACUUGGAGACCGUGUGCGCUGAUGACCUGCUCUCAGUCCUGUUAUACUUGCUCGUGAAAACGGAGAUCCCCAACUGGAUGGCCAAUCUGAGCUACAUCAAAAACUUCCGGUUCAGCAGCUCAGCAAAAGAUGAGCUGGGGUACUGCCUGACCUCCGUGGAGGCCGCCAUUGAGUACAUCCGCCAAGGAAGCCUCUCUGGGAAACCGCCAGACUCCGAGGGCUUUGGUGACAGAGUGUUCCUUAAACAGAGGGUGAACUUGCUGUCUCAGAUGACGUCCACUCCCAUCGACUGCUUGUUCAAGCACAUUGCGUCAGGGAACCAGAAAGAAGUCGAGAGACUUCUGAGCCAAGAGGACCAUGAUCAAGACGCCGUCCAAAAGCUGUGCCACCCUCUGUGCUUCUGUGACGACUGUGAGAGACUCGUUGCUGGGAGGCGGAAUGAUCCUUCUGUUGUCACUCCGUUCUCCAGAGACGACAGGGGACAAACACCACUCCACGUGGCUGCUCUCUGUGGGCAGGCAUCCCUCAUUGACCUCCUGGUUUCCAGUGGUGCUGUGGUAAACGCCACGGACUACCACGGGUCUACCCCACUGCACUUGGCGUGCCAGAAGGGCUACCAGAGCGUGACGCUGCUGCUGUUGCACUACAAAGCCAGUGCCGACCUGCAGGACAACAGCGGCAACACUGCUCUGCACCUGGCCUGCACCUACGGCCACGAGGACUGUGUGAAGGCGUUGGUCUACUACGAUGUGCAAGCCUGCAGACUGGACAUCAGGAACGAGAAAGGAGACACCCCACUUCACGUAGCCGCACGGUGGGGCUACCAGGGCAUCAUAGAGACCCUGCUGCAGAACGGAGCAUCCACAGAGACCCAAAACAAACUGAAAGAGACCCCGCUCACGUGUGCGUUAAACUCCAAGAUCCUGUCUGUCAUGGAAGCUGGUCAUCCGACCCUGAGGAGCAGGCGGAGGUCGUCCGAGGUCCCUGCUCCGUCCCCUCAGCGCUCUGUGGAUUCCAUCAGCCCGAGGUCCUCCACCUCCAGCUUCUCCUCCGUGUCGGUGAGCUCUCGGCACGAGGAGACCCGGAGGGACUACCGAGAGGUAGAAAAACUUUUAAGAGCUGUUGCUGACGGAGAUCUGGGAAUGGUGCGGUACCUGCUGGAGUGGACAGAAGAGGAGCUGGAGGACGUGGAGGAGGCUGCAGGGGCCGCUGGGGAUCUUGAGUUUUGCCACCCCUUGUGUCAAUGCCCCAGAUGUGCUCCAGCUCAAAAGAAGCUGGCCAAGAUUCCUGCCAGUGGGCUUGGUGUGAAUGUGACCAACCAGGACGGCUCCUCCGCUCUGCACGUGGCUGCCCUUCACGGCCGUGCCACCUUCGUUCCCCUCCUGUUGAAGCACGGUGCCAACGUGGGGGCCCGAAAUGCAAACCAGGCAGUUCCACUUCAUCUCGCCUGCCAGAAGGGCCACUUCGAGGUGGUGAGGUGUCUGCUCGAGGCGAACGCGAAACCCAACACAAAGGACCUGAGUGGAAGCACGCCCCUCAUCUACGCCUGCGCCAGUGGCCAUCACGAGGUCGCAGCGCUGUUGCUGCAGCACGGGGCCUCCAUGAACGCUUCCAACAAUAAAGGCAACACUGCCCUGCACGAGGCGGUGAUCGCAAAGCACGUCUUCGUGGUGGAGCUGCUGCUGCUUCAUGGCGCGUCCGUGCAGGUCCUGAACAAGAGGCACUGCACGGCGGUGGACUGUGCUGACCAGAAUUCGAAAAUAAUGGAAUUGCUCCAAGUAGUCCCAAGAUGUGUUGCUGCAUUGGACGAUGCUGAUGAAACAGAUGACAAAGAGUACAUUACUGUCACGAUCAGGAAAAAAUGGAACUCAAAAAUGUGUGAUUUACCCAAUGAACCUUUCUCCAGGCAGUUUUACUUUGUCCCCUCGACCGGUCAGUUUAAGGCAAGGACUUCUAAGGAGAUGAUAGCAAGAGAUCGAAGUGUGCCUGAUCUUACUGAAGGCGCAUUGCAUCAGGUAGAGAGGCAAAGAGCCACGCUGAAACAGACUCACCGGCCAGACCCCUGCAGACCUCCAACAGCUGGCAUGGGGCAUGGUGACCAGUCCUCGAGGCCCGCACCGGGACAGGCUGCCCCAGGGAACCGGAGGAUGCUGCCAAGACACACAGUCAAUGAGGCAGUGGGAUCCAUAGGCCCAGAGGUUACCGGCGACCUCACCGCUCCCCAGGAAGCCAGUAUCUCCCAGGCCUGAAGCCAAUCAGAACACAGCUCAGCGUACCUUCAAAUAACUGGCUUCCUGGAGUCGGUCUGCAGCAGGAAGUUCCGACAGCUUUUCCCAUCACGUCUCUCCUUCCUCUUCAGAGCUAGUCAGCACACUUAGAAGGAGUGGACAACAGGGACUCAGGGCUGACUUUCCUGUUAAGUGUUAGGGCUCACGGAGACAGCACCAGGUUGCGUCACCAGGUCCUCAGCUUCUGCGGAAAGGUGCUAACCCUUUGUGCCACAAAUGCAUGAGCAGACCCCGAGCUGCACGCGCAUCCUCGCCUGGACACCUGAACAGACGCUUCGGAGGCCGCCUGCUACGGCAGGAGGCAGGCCAAGCAGGGAAGUCACAUCUCAGUAAAGAAAGUCCAUCCCAGAAAAAUGCCCCUUUGCAAAGCAGCACUUGAACCCAAAGAUGCCUAAAUGCCAUGCCCACAUUCAUUUUCAUCGAGAGGACCUGCUCGAGCUGUCCUUUGUACAUAGAAAAGCCAAGUUUGUUUCCUCUCAAGUAGAGCUGUCUGGUCACUGCAGUGCACACCUGUGACAGUGCUGGUAGACACGCCCCGUCCCAGGAGGGGCCUCCCUACCUUCAUGCCACACCUGAAGGAUGGUGACUGGAUUCACGAGGAGACUGGGCACAUCUUUCUGUAGUCUUUUUAUUCAAGUUCUAAACUUAGAGCACAAGCCAGGGCCAAGUUAUUUUUAAGUUAGACUUGAUUGCCAUUAAUUCCUUUUUAUAAAUUUCUAGAAAUGAUAAUUAUUUUUUUAGGUUAUCAGCUGGUGUGGAACCGCAAACCUGGGUUUGGCCUGAGUACACCUAGGAACUCCAUUAACAGGGAUGGGGUGUGUCUACAUGUUCCUGGAAGUGGCUUGUAUGUGUAUAGAUUGGAGGGCCUGGUUAUUUUUCUACAAAGUAAUUUAUGAUUUCUAGUUUUCUAAUGUGCCUUGGAUAUGUGCCAAAUGCUGGGAAAGAAACAGUAAACCUUAAGAUUCCU
Molecule: messenger RNA, 4271 nt
Organism: Echinops telfairi (small Madagascar hedgehog)
Lineage: Eukaryota; Metazoa; Chordata; Mammalia; Afrosoricida; Tenrecidae
Gene: ANKRD27
Product: ankyrin repeat domain 27
Exons: 29
Coding region: 110-3265 (1051 amino acids)
Biological process (GO): early endosome to late endosome transport; neuron projection morphogenesis
Cellular component (GO): late endosome; tubular endosome; plasma membrane
Molecular function (GO): guanyl-nucleotide exchange factor activity; SNARE binding
Source: RefSeq, a predicted model, not a curated record